Trypanosoma conorhini is the source of this 417-nucleotide messenger RNA. RefSeq lists its product as uncharacterized. The record is from RefSeq and is a predicted model, not a curated record. The transcript has a single exon. NCBI's taxonomy places the organism in Eukaryota, Euglenozoa, Kinetoplastea, Trypanosomatida, Trypanosomatidae. Bases 1 to 417 code for a protein of 138 amino acids.
AUGAUACCGGCAGACGGCAAAAACGAAGAUGUUGAGAGAAGGGGUAUUUCAUGGCUUUCCUCCGAGGGCGGAAUUUCUCCAUCCGGUUGCCUAUCCACAGUGAACACCAGUUUGGAAACUGUGCUUGAGAGAAUAGAGGCGGGGUUUCAGUUCGACUCCCUGGCGGUGGAUGUUCGCGAGUUAUGCAUAGAGAUUAAUAGACUAGUUGCUCAUGUAGAGUCAAGCGGUGUGUGGUGUUCCGCUGAAACGUAUGGGAUGCUGCUUGCCACCUUGUCACGCCUACGUACAGCUGUGGCGCAGGUGCGGAGGUACGACAACACGAGGCGCAAGCCGACGCUCACCUCAGUUCACGCCCAGAAGCUCCAAACGCCUCGCCUCCCCGACGACCUCUCUAUUGCCCUCCCCUGCCCUCAGUAA